Cuscuta epithymum is the source of this 2861-nucleotide messenger RNA. Lineage: Eukaryota; Viridiplantae; Streptophyta; Magnoliopsida; Solanales; Convolvulaceae. The record is from the annotation of a GenBank genome assembly.
CCGAAAUCAGGCCCUACAUUAGCAACCGAGAUUCACAAUCGAGUUCUUUCUUCGGCCCACAUCUGAGAUCUGCUUUGAAAUCUUAAGCUGACCCGAGAUCAGUGUAUUUCAACAAGCAGGCCCGAGAUCUCUUGAUUGCUAACAAAAGUUCUUGAAUUUGCAGGGAACCCGAGAUCCACAAGGACAACCGAGAUCAAUUCGAGAUCAUCAGCCGAAAUCAGAACCGAAAUCUUUAUUAAGCAGCACCGAAUUCUAAUUUUUUCAGAACAGUUCUCGCUCAAAUAUCACCAGCAGUCAAUAUUUACAAUGGAAGCUUACACUAUGGGAAGUGAUUCAAGAUCUCUAAUUCUAAGGAGAGGUGAAUUUACUAUCUAGACAACCAGAUUUCUUAAUUUCAUCUGAAGCAGAGAUAAGGGCAAAAUUAUUCCCAAAUCUCUUAAUGAAGGACCAAUUGAAUAUUGGGUUGAAGUCGCUACUGAUGACACUAAAAAUCCUCCCACAUCUCCUAGUAGAACGCUCAAGAAUGAAGACGAGUAUACUAAACGUGAAAAGCUCAGAGCUAAAGCUGAUCUCCUUGCUGCUACUUAUCUGCUUCAAUCUAUUUCCAAUGAGCUCUUUAUGCAAAUUGACAGCCUCACGACGGCUAAAGACAUGUGGGAUGAGAUUCACCAAAUUAUGCAAGGAACUGAUGUUUGUAUAAAGACCAAACGAGCUUACACACUUACUGCAUAUUACUCGUUUUCUGCUAGAGCUGAUGGAGAAUUUGAGGAUACUUAAUUACUAAUGGUAUCUAAUGAGGAAGAUUAAUAUCCAUAAGACUAAUAUGGAAGUCAAUUUGCGCUUUCUUUGGUCUCUCAAACCAGAAUGGAAGAAAACAGCUAAAAGAAUUAGACAAAAUAAAGAUUUGGAUGAGCUAACCAUCCACAACGUCUAUGGCUGCCUUGGAGAAUUUUCUGAGGGUGUGCAUGAAAAGGUGAAAACUUCUAAAGAAAAGAAUAUUGUUGAUUCUAUUGCUCUUCUAUCUACUAAAAGGAAGAAACUAGACAAGGCACCCAAAAUCACUAUUGAAGCUGAGUCAUCCGAUAAGAAAAGAACCAGUCUGAUUCUAAUCCUGAGAUCAACGAGCUGAACAAAGAGCUACCUUUGCUAACUAAUCUUGCAAAGAAGAUGAAUAAGAAGUUCACUGGGUUUAGAGGCCGACCUUCAUCCAAUAAGCAAAGAAUUUCUUCAUUCAAUUAUACUGACAAAGCUAGCGGACCUUCUGAUAAAGCUGUCAGUGGAGGUCAUCUAAAGUGUUUCAAAUGUGGAAAGCCUAGUCAUUUUGCCAAUGAGUGAAGAUAUGCAAAGAAGAAAGACUUCAACUACUACAUGCAGAAAGCACAACUUGCUAAACAAAAAGAACAAGGAGUAGUUCUGAUGGCUGAACAUGACCACUGGCUGGAAGAUUCCGAUGAUAGCGAUCCUGAGAACAUGGCGCUGAUGGCUUGCGUGACAAGUACUGAUAGUGAUGGUGAUUGCUCUGAGAAAGAUAUCAGUUCUCCAUCUACUGAGAAUGAGGUAAGUAAUCUGAAUUCUUUAAUUACCAAGCAAUGCACUAAAAUUAAUGAGCAAAUUUCUUCUUUAAAACAAGAGAGAAAUAAAAUAAAGGAACUUGAAGACAAACUUGUUAAUAAUCAAAGUUGUCUGGAAAGCCAUAUGGAACACGAAGUACGUCUUGGUUUUCGCCUGAAAAUUUCACAAGAUAAAGUCGCUAGCUUAGAAUCUGAAGUAGAUAAACUGAAGAAAAUUGCUUGUGACUUAACUAAGGAUCUAAAUUAAAAUAGGCGAAAACGUUCUGAAACUGUUACUCAUUUUGAACUUAAUAAUAAGGAACAUGGUCGUCUUUAUUCAAAACUAAAGGAAUUAGAAGAUAUUCUUGCUAAGAGAGGUCAGUCAGAACAAACUGUUUUUCUAUUAAAUAACAGAGCAAAGGACAUUGAAUUUUAUAAGCCUAAAGAAGGACUAGGCUUUCAAAACCUAGGUAAACCAAAGAAAAGUAAUUGCAAAUACUUUUAAGACAUUAGGUUCAAGAAAUUAGGGUUAGCAAAUUUAAUGUUUUUCACUAGUGCUUCUGAAAUUAAUGAGGAAGAAGAUGACAUGAGGGAAAAUAGAGCUAAAGCUGAAAUUAGUUUUGACUAUACUGCUCUAAAUGACAGCUAUGCUACUAGACAAAUUCCUCUGUCUAUUCCUCUGUCUGAUGACUAUAUAUUGCCCUCUCCCCUCCUGAAAAUCAAAAUGUGUCCAAUGAGAAUGAAGCCUCGACUUCAAAGGCUUCUGAACCAUAUUUUCAUGCUACAAUAAAGAAAAUGGCUGAUCUUCAUUCUUCUUUUGAAGAAGAGCGAGAACAGUUCAAAACGGAAAAAUGAAAAUCUUUUAAAGAAAAUUUUAGAAUUAACUAGCAAAUCCUAUCAAGGCUCGAAGACUCCUGAAAAUGUCCUUUCUAAAAAGAAUAAAAGAAAAAUCAUUUUAAAAAGAAAAUGGAUUUAUCUUCUUCCCCACCUCCCCAUACAGGAAAAUCUUUUUCUAAUCACCAUGCAGGAAUGAUGACUUGGAUUCUGAAGAAUGCUGCUGUCAAGGAGACAAGACUUGAGCAACCCAAGAAUAUUUCUAAAAUCUUUAAUUUUGUUGAAAAGUCUUGUAAUAGUUUUAGAAAUUGUUUUCGUUUCUAGUUCUUCUACUAGUUUCUCUAGUUAUAUUUCAGACAGUUCACCUAAGUUUCCUUCUUCUCAUUCUAGAUCUGUUGACUCUUAUUCUAGUGAUGAUUUUAAGUGUGAUAAUUUAAUUUCUCCUUUUUUAAAAUGUGACCUGAGUGAUGUGAAUGC